UCUAGACUGUGUGGCGGCGUAAUUUUUAUUUCAGCCUCCUUUUUUUCCGUUUGUUGGUAGGCGAUCGGUUCAUUCAUUUAAAAGCGGUAGGACCAGGCAUCAAGUGCGUUAACUUGUACGCGAAGGUGAACAGCGUAACAGUGCUCGUCUUCCUGAACUGCAUCUGGGUGAUCUUUAGAGUGGUUCGAUAUUUCUCGUGAAGACUUUCCGAAAAACUAGUAGAGCAAUGACCUGGACCCUGACACUUCUACUUUGCAUAUCAGCAAUAUCGAAAGUGUACGGAUGCCAGAGGACAAUCUUGAGGGCAAAUGGGGUAACUUCGCAAGAGAAACAACUCAUUUUGGACACACACAACAAGAUGCGACAAAAAGUGGCGCUGGGGCAAAUCGGAGGACAACCGCCCGCCUCUAAUAUGAUGGAAAUGGAGUGGGAUGAAGAACUUGCAAACAGAGCGCAGUGGUGGGCGUCAUCCUGUCAUUCAGAGCGACAUGAUGAGGAACGACACAAUUCGAGAUUUCCCGUUGGACAAAACAUAGCGACGACAUGGACGACAAAACCGCCAUCCUCGUAUGCGGAUAUAGACUCGGAUUUUCCGGACGCAAUUCACAAAUGGUUCAAUGAAUACAAAUAUUUCAACUUUGGCGGCAUCGGACGAGGAAAAACCGGACACUAUACGCAGAUGCUGUGGGCAGAAACUAAUUUAAUUGGAUGCGGCUUCGCGUUCUAUUACGACCCUUCAAAGAGUUACAGGAAAAAUUACGUCUGCAACUAUGGGCCCGGCGGUAACGUGUUGGGACAAGCGCCCUAUGAAAGAGGUUAUCCGAGUUGUACGGACUACGGAAUGUCAGAAUCGAGUAGAUAUCAAGGACUCUGUUCAAAAGCUGCGAACUACUAUUUCGGAAUUUCAAACUUCAUAUUGGAUCGAAUCGGCCACUGACGAAGGGCGUUUGCGAGUGAACGAAGUACCUAAAGAUCUAUUUAAUGGCGUGUGAUUAAAUUAUACUGGGAUCGAUUUUUGGAUAGAAAAUCUAAGAAAAUCUUACAUUCGUAGAAUGUGCUAAUUAAAGUAUUAUUAAAUGAUGUUGUGUUUUAAACAUGUGAUUAUAUUUUUGUAAAUAAAUAACAUUGAACAAACGUCGCUUGCUUUUAGUAGAACCAAAUGGAAAACCUAACGAUGCAAAAGAAAAGAGAUCGGAGCACGUACACAUAUAUAACUUUGGAGAAAGGUCUAAUUUGAAUGUUAAAAAAGCUAUA
Molecule: messenger RNA, 1254 nt
Organism: Cylas formicarius (sweet potato weevil)
Lineage: Eukaryota; Metazoa; Arthropoda; Insecta; Coleoptera; Brentidae
Product: venom allergen 5-like
Exons: 8
Coding region: 227-937 (236 amino acids)
Cellular component (GO): extracellular region
Source: RefSeq, a predicted model, not a curated record